UCCUAAACCCACAAAGGAGACUGGGGAGCUUUUUCACAGAGGGCAGAGCAGUGAGAUGGCUUUAAUCAGCUUCCUCAUCCUGACCUCCUUGUGUAUUGCGGGCCGAGAGGCCCUCAGCCUAUCUGACUGCGGAGCAUUUGCCAGACGACCAGAAUACACUGAUAUUGCUGUGGUGUGUGGUACAUCUGCCAUUGACCUGGCGAUUCAAAUCUGCCCGGCCAUCUACACUGGUUACAACGCGAGCUUACUGAUCCUCAACCACAUCCGGGACAAUGUUGACUGUCAGGGGACCCUGGACACCUCGGUGGUACCUCCUGUGGUGAGAUUCAGCUUCCCCAUCACGGAGGGAAAUGCCUGUGGGAGCACCUUCUUGACCACGAGCGCGCCGGGGACGGGAAUAUUCUCUGACUUCUCCAACAUCCAGACGGUCAACGUCAGCGGUGUGAUCCGAUCCUUCGACCCCACCAUUGGGAUGAUCACCUACAAUGCCGAACUCAAGUAUUACUACUCUUGUGCUUACCCACUGGAGUAUCUCAUCAACAACACCCAGGUGGAUGUGUCGUCCUCCUCCAUUGCUUUGAAGGACAACAAUGGGAGCUUCAUCAGUACCCUCAGCAUGAAACUGUACCAGGAUGUAAAUUACACCACGCCCCUGGUCUUUCCACAACUGGGCAUCGAACUAAGAAAAAAUAUCUUUGUGGAGGUGUCUGCAUCCAACCUGACCUCACAGUACUUUGUUCUUCUGGACCGGUGCUACGCCUCUGUGGGUCCACAGCCUACCAACUCCACCUUCUUUAAUCUGUUUGUCUCGUGCUCCAUAGAUCGGCUCACCACCAUGCUGGAGAACGGGGAUAGCCAAAAGGCCCGCUUCUACUUCCCAGCGUUCCGCUUCAUCGAGCAGCAGAAUGAGACCAUCUCCACCUACUAUCUGCACUGCAUCACCCGGCUCUGCGAGCGCAGCACCUGCAGCACCUUCAAGCAGUGCAACAGGAAGAAGAGGAGUGUGGAGUCCACAGUUGUCCAGGAGAGCGUCACUGAGCCGUCUGUGCUCACAGUGGCUAUAAAGGCCAAGACAGAGAACGCCAUUCAAUCCAAAGAAGAGGCACUGUCUGGUGGCCAGUCUGACAGCCAUGGCGCGUCUGUUGGCCUGGGAAUUGCCGUGGCAGUCCUUGUUGUGAUAGGGGUGGCAGCCAUUUUGAUGGCGGCAUCGUUUUAUCGAAAAUUGAAGCGGCUAAGCUAGCAGCGGCCAAUGACCUUGGCGAGCAGAGUUCAGCACAGACUAAAUGACAUAAUGAGUUUGACAGGUUGGCAUUCACAUACUGGUGGAGGUGCAUAAUGUAUGUAUGUAUGUAGGACUCUGUUGUACUGAAUCAGACUAUUGAUUGGAGCACUUAAUGUUUCUUGCCAAUCCUUCACAGACCAUUAGACGUUAUGGAGAGUGAAGUCUGAAUAUCAUGUUGCACUGCAUGGUCAAAAAAAGAAAGACAGAAAUUAAGUUGUCAUCUUAAAGGAGCAGUUCAACAUUUUGGUAAAUACACUUAUUUGCUUUCUCCAGGAAGCUACUGGUCCCUGCCUAGAAAUACUCUGCCACAUAACUCCAUUUAAAACUUGAUUUUACACUUUUAUUUUUAUAUGAAUUAAUUACAAACAAGAUUUAGUGUUACGUGGGGAGCUGUAGAGGUGCUAAUAGGUGAACUUAGUCACCUUUGGACAGGCUAGCUGUUUCCCCCUGCUCCAAGUCUUUAUGCUAAGCUAAGCUCAAGCUACAUAUUUAUAGUGCAGGCAAAAUACUGGCAUCGACCUUCUCAUUGGCAAGAGAGCAAAAUAACUGUAUUUUCCAAGCCCAGUCGCCAGAACAAAAUGUUCACAUUUUACAUUUCUGCAAACAACAAAUAUGUUACGUUUGCAACAGACACCUGCCAAGCUGCAGACCACUCGAACCCAACAAACAACAACAUCAGUUGUCUUUUGGCGACACUUUGUGCUGUUUCUGGCAUUUCCACCUGUGUCUGUGGCACAGAAGCUGGGCGGUUUUAGCGGCACAUUGAGGUAUGCCCCAGCGACAUGUAUGGCACCGAACCUGAAUAUUUUUUCGCUGAACCUGGGUGUUGAAAGUGGCAUGUUGAGCCUUUUCCCAGCACAGAUUGUGGCACUGAACCUGGGUGAUUUCAGCCAAAACAAGAUUUUUCUCCCAACCACAACCAAGUGGUUUUUGUGCUUAAACUUAACUGCACCUUCACCACAGUGUUUUUGAGAGCCACUAUAUAAUAACAUGAAAAUGUAACAUAUCCAUGGUUUAUAGAACUAUUCAAUACAAAUAUUUUUUUUCUUGCAAUUGGGUUGUAUUUUCUUUUACAAUGUCAAACUGUUCCUUUAACUUACAGCCAGGGUGAAAGCAUAAAAUGAAGGCAACACAUUUUAAUUAUUACACUUUUGUCUUACAUUAAAUUUCGUUUCUUGUCAGUGAGUAAAUAUUCUCUGAUUCAAGUGCUCAGACUUCUUGUUUAUAAAUAAAAAUCUACUUCUGUGUAUGAAUCAUGAACAUGAAUGACACAGACAGUGGGCUGCACAGCUUGUAACUAUUUCUAAUCGACUUUGGCUCGCUAUACAAGCAGCUUUGAUCAUUUUGUGCAAGCCAGAGCUGACAUGUUGCAUGUUUUACGUAGAAAUGCAUGUGUAAUUAAUUAAAUCCUAGAUGCAAAAUGAGUUCGCCAUUACCCUGCAUUCUGUUGGUCACACUGACUCUAAAUGCAUCACUUGAAAUGUAACAAUAUCAAGUGAAUGAGCAGGUAAAUUGAGGUAUUUAUUUGAUUGUUUGAAUGAUGCAUUCAGGCCUGCAUUAUACCAGGAGAAUUUACUUAGUUGUGAUACUUGUAAUAAUGUAUGAUCCACUGUGGCAACUAUUCUGAGAAAGUUUGUAUAUUUCCACAAAGUGAAUGAUUGCUGCUGUGUCUAUUUGUGCAAUUUUUCCAUGUCACGCAUGCAUUAUUAUUAUUGCUAUUAAAGCUUGCAAGAUAUGAAACAAGA
Messenger RNA from Epinephelus lanceolatus (giant grouper), 3027 nucleotides. RefSeq names its product zona pellucida-like domain-containing protein 1. Lineage: Eukaryota; Metazoa; Chordata; Actinopteri; Perciformes; Serranidae. The record is from RefSeq and is a predicted model, not a curated record.